Molecule: messenger RNA, 4749 nt
Organism: Paraphaeosphaeria sporulosa
Lineage: Eukaryota; Fungi; Ascomycota; Dothideomycetes; Pleosporales; Didymosphaeriaceae
Exons: 7
Coding region: 1-4749 (1582 amino acids)
Cellular component (GO): cytoplasm
Molecular function (GO): ATP binding; ATP-dependent chromatin remodeler activity
Source: RefSeq, a predicted model, not a curated record
AUGCCGGCUAACCGAGUGGAGCGCAAAAAGAAGACCAAGACGCCAGAAGACGUCCCGGAUGUCGGCGAUCCGGACCGGAAAAGAGUACUCAAUGUCCUCGCACAGAGGAGAUAUCGUGAGCGAAGAAAGGCCAAAAUCGCAGCAUUAGAAGCACAGGCGAAAGGUACUGUAUCAGUGCCAAAUGCAUCUGAAACUACGCCAGAUUCGGUCAAUGGAAUACAGAAUACUAGUGUGCACCAUUCGGUGGCGCAAUCGAGCAUGACCCAGGCGAUACCCACAGGCUCGGGCCUUUCAAUGGAUGAGACUGAGGGGAUAGAGGAGAUCAUUAGAGACGCUAUGCCGCAAGAGGAAAGCGCCUUCGACCUUGCGGGCGGCUUUACCCAAGAAGUCUUCGAUUUUGAUGCUCAACUGCUUGAGGACAUCUCUUUUGGUCUUCCGACCUCAUCUCAUGCGUCAAGAAGUAGAGGAACCACACCAGCGCUAACCUCAUCGUCUUCGCCAUCAUCGUCGUCAAGUAUCGGUCCACUGAGCUCAGAUGCAAGUUUCUUGGAAGUACCCGUUUUGGCGACCAUCCGUGCCUUCACUACCAUAGCCAACAUGCUGGACAUCAUGAACAAGGUUUGGGACCCCGGGUUCACACACACUCUACCGCCCAUCGCACCGCCUGGUCUCCCUCCCAAUUUACAUCCUACAACCGCCCAGAUGACAAUCCCACACCAUCCCUUCCUCGACGCGCUGCCCUGGCCUUCAGUCCGCGAGAAGCUGAUUUGCAUGUUCUCCCUUCCGUCCAUGUUUCGGCCACCUAUCGCACAGGACGACGUCGAGGAGGGAGUAAGCAAGCCAAUCAUGCGACUAAUAACCGAUCUGGAUGAUCAUCAAGACGGUGUGAGGAUACACGGAAAUUUGGUUGGGUGGGAAGCCAGCAGCGAGCUAGCAGAAGAGGCGUGGGAGAUUGGGGAGGUGUUUUAUAAGAACUGGUGGUGGUGUCUCGAUGGUAGGAUUAUUGCGAUCACCAACAAGAGGAGGAGAGAGAGGGGUAUGGGGCCGUUGAUAAAGAUUCCCAAGAAGAAUCGAGCACCUUUUCGUCCCGUCGACACUCUGUUGUCGCCACAGAAGCCGAGCUUCAAAGCCGGAAGGAGCAAGCCUGCCCAAGAAGCUUCGCUCAGCGACGAGGAAAAUUCAUACCUACCUCAACGCGACGAAGACGCCACCGAAUCCUCUAUCGAACCAUCCGAGCUAUCGCACCUGGGCAAUUCCAGCUCGCUCUUCGACGAACAGCGCACCCCGCCUGCGUCGAGCCCUGUCUACCGUCCGACACGUACAACACAUAUAUCGAAGACACCGCGCAGCAUGGCUCGAGACCGCGAGCCACCAGGUGGCCAGCCUCGUGCACCUGCGCCUCCGUCUGCCCAUGCCCCAGUUGCGAAGCCGUUGCAUGAGCGCCUGAGCGCGAAUGGACCCAUCGACCUGAGCACGCCCCCAAAAGCAGCGCCCGAGUUUGGGAAGGCCAGUACAAUGCAAAGCCCGCUCAAGAACUUCGCACAGAGGACACAGAGCUCGCACGUGUUCAAUCAGCCCGUGCCAGGCCACUCGAGGUCAGAACACCACCGAGACCACAAGCCGAUAGCCAUCCACCGGCCCAACGUCCCUUCGCAACCCACAAAGCGCGCUCCUCCCAAAGUGAGUUCACGGUAUAGUGGUGCUUCGACGGACGAUUCGGACAUCUUUGAGAUUCAGCCGUCCCAGUUUCAACCCCGGCCGUCUUACUCGGCUGCCCCCGUGCCACAACCUAUGAACACGCAACACAGGACUAUACAUGCGCCCCCGCGCCCUGUAUAUUCUUCUGUCGGACAUGCUAAUGGUUUCCAGCCUGUGAACAGGAACCAGGGCAUGUUCUCGCUCGAAUCCAGGAAGACGGUCAUAUUGGACGACCUAGCACCAAAGCGAACUGGAAGCGACGACGAGGACGACUUUGAUCCGGAUACUGCAAUUCGUGCGGAACGUGGGGAGUUUGGCGCGCCGGAUCUUCACGCGUACGUGGACUCCAACCAGGCGAAUGAGAAUAUCAAAGCGCUACUUGAGGGCGCCCUAGACGAAGAAAACAUCCCCCGGACUCGAGGACGUAAGAAGAAGAAGCAGGCAGAAGGCGAUGCUGCAAUGUCCCUUGCAGACCGUCUUGCAGCCCUUGACGUGAAGGAGUCAGAGGCAGAUAAGGCUGCAGAGGACGAGGAAGAAGAUGAGGACGACGGCACCGUCGACGGCAUGAAGGUGAAGCUACUGCCCCAUCAAGUCGAAGGUGUUGCGUGGAUGAUCGAGAAGGAGACGGGUGCGCACAACAAACGAGCGAAACUACCCAAAGGUGGCAUACUUGCAGAUGACAUGGGUCUCGGCAAGACGGUGCAGUCUAUUGCCGUAAUCCUGUCCAAUCCCCGCCCAGAGAAGGGCGUCGAGCCAGAGAACAAGAAGAACAGGAUACUCCCGGCUGUCGGGAAGGGCACGCUCAUUGUCGCGCCUCUUGCCCUUAUCAAGCAGUGGGAGGCCGAAAUCAACGACAAGGUCUCCAAGUCGCCCGGCCUGAAAGUUCUUGUACACCAUGGUCCCAACCGCACCAAGUCUUUGGAGAAGCUCAAGACCUACGAUGUCGUCAUCACAACAUACCAGGUCCUUGCAUCAGAGCAUGCAAGCUGUGGCGAAGGGCCAAAUGGUCUCAAGAAGGGCUGCUUCGGUGUUCAUUGGUACCGUGUUAUGCUGGACGAGGCGCACACGAUCAAGAAUCGCAACGCCAAGAUGACAAAGGCCUGCUACGAAGUUCAAUCGCACUACCGAUGGUGUCUGACUGGAACACCCAUGCAGAACAACCUCGACGAGCUCCAGAGUCUGAUCCGAUUCCUGCGCAUUCAGCCAUACUGCGAUAUGCCCAACUGGAAAGACGCUAUUACCGGUCCCAUGAAGAGCGGCCGAGGUAACCUUGCCAUGAGGCGACUACAGAUCUUCCUCAAGGCCUUCAUGAAGCGCCGUACUAAGGAUGUUUUGAAGAAAGAAGGGGCUCUCAACUUUGGAGGCAAGCAGAAAGAAGGGGAAGAGAAGAAGGGUGGCUUCCAAAUCGUUGGACGUAAUAUCGAAACAGUUAUCGGGGAGUUCACAGCCAAAGAGCGCUCUUUUUACGAUCGUCUUAACGACCGUGCUGAGUCUCGCCUGAAAGAGAUGAUGGGUGGCGAGAAGCGUGACUACAUUGGGGCUUUGGUGUUGCUCCUACGACUUCGGCAGGCUUGCAAUCACCCGAGCUUAACCAAAAGCAACAUGAAGGAAGACAAAGAUGCCUUGACAACAGGACAGAAGUCAAGUCCUCAGACGGGCCUACAGACGCCCCGAAAAGCAUCCAACGAUGACGAUGCCGACGAUCUUGCUGACCUCCUUGGUGGUCUCACGGUCGAGACGAAGCGUUGUGAUGUGUGCCAAAGCAGGCUCCACAGUGGCAACACUGCUCCUGGUGCAAUUCGAUGCAACGAAUGCGAGACUGAUUUGAAUGCGUCGGUGAAGAAGUCGAAGAAGCACAAGAAGAGCCGUAAGCACAAGCACAAGGACCAAAAGAAGGAAAAGCACCGACAACUAGAUUCCGAAGAUGAGGAUGCACCAAAGCUUCCCAACGCUUCUCGCCAGCGUCGCGUCGUAGUUGACAGUGACGAUGAAGAGGAGGCUGGCGAAUGGUUGGUGGGCGAAGAUGAGCAAGGUCCUACGAAUCUGGGGAAGGCCGGUGGAACCGAUGAUGAGGAUGCCGAAGGCGGCGGUGACACUCUCGCUUCUGUCGAUUCACAUGCGUCAGGUUCUGGUGAUGAAGACCAUGAUACGGUGGGAUCCUUCAUCGUCCAUGACACGGACAGCGAGGAAGAGGGUCCUGUCGCUCGCAAAGGGAAACUGUCCAAGCCUGCGAAACUUGUCAGCAUAGACUCCGAUAAUGAGCUUCCAUCCGAGACAGACUCAGACUCUAGCAGUGAGGCUGAUUCGGAAGAGGACUCAGACACAGAGGAGUCUGACAUCGAAUACAACGCCUCCGACCUGACGCCAUCGACCAAGAUCCGCCAGCUUCUUACCAUCUUAGAGAAAGAGACGCCUGAUCACAAGGUCAUCGUCUUUUCGCAAUUCACAUCUAUGCUGGACCUCAUACAGCCGUUCCUCCGCCGCGGAGGCUACAACUUUACGCGCUAUGAUGGCAAGAUGCGCAAUGACCUCCGCGAGGCCAGUCUAGCUAAGCUGCGCAACGACAAGCGUUGUCGCGUUCUUAUUUGUAGUUUGAAGUGCGGUAGCUUAGGCCUGAACCUUACAGCUGCCAGCCGGGUCGUUAUUAUGGAACCCUUCUGGAAUCCGUUCGUCGAAGAACAAGCAAUCGACCGUGUCCAUCGUCUCAACCAAACUGUCGAUGUCACCGUCUACCGCCUUUCCAUCCACAACUCCGUCGAAGAGCGCAUCCUCGCGCUUCAAGAAGCAAAACGCAAGCUCGCGCAGGCCGCCAUAGAAGGUGGCAAGGCCGUUGGAAAGCUUAGUAUGCAAGAUAUCUUGGCCCUGUUUAAGCGUGACGCAGAGUACGAUCAUCGCAAUGUUGAUGAUGGUAACGACGAUAUAUUUGCCCGGACACGCGUCCUGGAUGAGAGGGGCGAUAGCCAAGAUGUAGGCGAGAGUACGGCGGCGAGGAGGAAGAAGGGAAGUCUCGGGUUUAAGAAGCCUGAGCACAGCGUCUAUGGCAGGCGAUAG